CAACAAGACAAUGGAGAAUUUACUCAAGACACGAACUGUUCAAUACGGUCAUGCCGGAUUGCUCAUAACUCCUGUCGGCGCAUCCCUCAUGACCAAUGGAGUUGCGCGUUCCUUGAUUCAAGACUGGCGCCUGUGGAUUAGGUAGCCCAUGGCGAUGCGCCAUGUCGUAUUAACGUCGUAAACCACGACCGCAGUGAUAUUAAUUACUAUCGCCAACGAAGAAUAAAUCUUAAAUUGAACAAAUCAUCAACUGCCUGAAUUCUGUUCUCUAUAUAUGCCAGGAAGUCGAUUAGGAUUGUAACACUUCAUAUUUUUUUGGCCUAAGUGACAAAUACGAACUAUCUUGAUAGCCGCUUCAUGUUUUUAGGUGGUAAGAUUUAAUUCUACCUCCAGGAUAUCGCAUUUACCAUACUUCGGAAACAUGCAUAGGAAUAUUACUUCCGACUAAUGAGGGUCUUGCAUUUGACACACGGUUUAAAUUAGUCAACGAUUCUCAUGACCUGGCAUGGUGCGUUCUCCUUCGGUAUCAGCCGUUGAGAAUUUGCAAGACUCCUCGAAAUUUGAACUUCUUCAAACCCGCGUUUUCAACCUCUCUGCCGGAUGCCAUGGAGAAGCCUAAAGUGUUAAUCACCAAAAAAGAUGUCCCACAGAUCGCCAUACGGAAAUUACGUGAGCUGUGUGAUGUAGACAUUUACGAAGGCUCCUACCCGAUGCCUCGCGACCAGCUCCUGGCCAGAGUCGCCGGGAAAGACGGACUGUUCUGUUUCAUCACAGACCGCAUCAACACCAAAGUUUUAGACGCGGCCGGACGUAGCUUGCGUGUGAUCAGUACGAUGUCUGUGGGCUACGAUCAUCUCAGCCUCGAGGAAAUGAAAAGCCGCGACAUCAAAGUGGGUUACACGCCGGACGUGCUCACUGAUGCAACGGCCGAGCUGACGCUAGCGCUGCUGCUGGCCACCUGGAGGCGUCUGCUACAGGCCAACGCUGCUGCUACAGGCCAACGCUGCUGCUACAGGCCAACGCUGCUGCUACAGGCCAACGCUGAGCUUAAUAAUGGCGGCUGGGGAAGGUGCGUGUGGGGCCCCGUGUGGAUGCUGGGCAAAGGAUUGUCGGGGUCCACGGUGGGAAUAUUUGGUUUGGGGCGGACUGGACAGGCAGUACUCAAGAGGCUCGCGGGCUUCAACGUCGCCAAGUUCCUCUAUACGAGCACGACUAAGAAAGAGCUUGGUGGCAGUUACCCUGUGGCUGAGUUCGUAAGCUUCGAACGGCUGCUGCAGGAAAGCGACUUCGUAAUAUGCACGGCGGCGCUCAACGAACAAACUCGCGCCAAGUUCAACAAGGACGCCUUUGCUGCCAUGAAGAACUCGGCGGUCUUCAUCAACACCUCUAGAGGAGGACUGGUAGACCAAGAAGCGCUAGUGUGGGCCAUUCAGACCGGCCAGAUCAGGGCUGCGGGUCUGGACGUGAUGACGCCAGAGCCGCUCCCCGCUGACCACAUCCUCACCACCCUGCCUAACUGCACGCUGCUACCUCACCUCGGCACCUCUGAGGAAAGAACCCGCGCCGCCAUGGCUGAACUUGCCGCAGACAAUCUUCUUGGGGGGCUCAUCGUGGGGAAACAAAUGCCUAAAAGAUUAUGCUGAAACCAUUGCAAGAUAAGGAGUUUUUACUUGAGACACGAACGGUUUAAUAGCAUGAGGACAAUCAUAAAUUUCAUCGAAUAUAACAUUUUAUUUAAUACGGUGCAAUUGAUUAAAUGUAAGUUUAAUUUGUAGAUCCAAUGCAAUGUCAGAAAAGAAUUUACUUGAUCCUGUAAAGCAUCUUGCGCUGCAAACGAUGCUGGACUUCCCCACGCCGAAUCAUGUAGUGCAGGACUUUAUAAAUUGCACGUUCAGGGUAUUUCUGAAAUAUUACGUAGAUAUUAAUAAAAUCUAUAAU
Messenger RNA from Hyalella azteca, 1938 nucleotides. RefSeq names its product glyoxylate reductase/hydroxypyruvate reductase-like. NCBI's taxonomy places the organism in Eukaryota, Metazoa, Arthropoda, Malacostraca, Amphipoda, Hyalellidae. Gene Ontology annotation, molecular function: hydroxypyruvate reductase (NADH) activity; glyoxylate reductase (NADPH) activity; NAD binding. Gene Ontology annotation, cellular component: cytosol. The transcript has 9 exons. The record is from RefSeq and is a predicted model, not a curated record. Bases 606 to 1643 code for a protein of 345 amino acids.